Myxocyprinus asiaticus (Chinese sucker) is the source of this 2958-nucleotide messenger RNA. Its product is annotated as protein phosphatase 1 regulatory subunit 1B-like. NCBI's taxonomy places the organism in Eukaryota, Metazoa, Chordata, Actinopteri, Cypriniformes, Catostomidae. The transcript is spliced from 5 exons. Gene Ontology annotation, biological process: intracellular signal transduction. Bases 219 to 800 code for a protein of 193 amino acids. The record is from RefSeq and is a predicted model, not a curated record. Gene Ontology annotation, molecular function: protein phosphatase inhibitor activity. Gene Ontology annotation, cellular component: cytoplasm.
AGGCAGAGGAGCAGCUCUUGGAAGAAAAAGGGACCAUCUAAAAGCAAGAAAGAGCAUACACUUAGAAAUAGGUGUUUUUUCUCUGCACGCACCAAACAAGUCAAAAUCUUGUUGCCCUCUAAUCAAACACAUUGUUUUGGACACAAUGCUGCAAAGUGCUUUAUGAACAGACAGAAGGACUGAUUCAGCAUUAGACUGGAAAACUUGUGUAUGAAUCGAUGGACCCAGCAUUUCCAGCAGAGAUGGAGGGAGAUAUGAAAGACAGGAGGAAGAUCCAUUUCUCUGUGCCCUCUGCAAUGCCCUCCCAACUGGAUCCCAAACAAGCAGAGUUGAUUCGGCGCCGAAGACCGACACCAGCAACCCUGUUCAAGCUAACAGAUCAUGCAUCUCCAGAUGAUGACAGUAUCGGCCAUCAGUUACCUGUUAGUGAAAAUGGGGCCCUUAAGCCAAAAAGAGCCACAGCCGUCUAUGAGCCACCGUCACUGAAGGCAGUUCAAAGGAUGGCUGAAGCUCAUAUGCAGUUUCUGGAUGCUUCACAACCAACAGAGGGCAGCACAAUAUCUGAUUGCUCAGAUACAGAAGACAUUCCUGUAACAUCUGCCAAAGAUCUACAUGAUGACACCAGAUCUGUCCAAUCAAAGUGUCAACUGGAGCGUGAGGUCACCAGCCAGGAUUCUACGUCCAGCCCACAGCCAGAUACUCCAAGCAAAGCUGAGGAGGACAGCAGAGCAUCAACAGAGAGAGUGAUGAAUGAAGAAAGAAAAAGAGUGAAACAUGAGAAGAAAGGAAAAGGAAAAUAAUAAUUGUGAGUGAAGUGGAAAGGGAGGAAGCUUGUAUAAAUGUCUUACUUAUUGGUGAAUCUCACGAAAACGUUCAAGAACAUGUUCAUGACAUAUUUCAACCUAAAUUAAAAAUAAAUAAAACAAGAAAUUAUAUUUUGAAAGAAAACAAAGCCUAUUUUGACAUAUUUGACCAUUAUGACAUUAUUAAUUUUAUGCAAAUUUUCCCCAGUUUUCAUUUAUGCAAAGCAAAAAUAUCAACAAGGUGAAAUGUUACCUGGACAGUUUUGUGAGCACUGCAAAAAAAAAAAAAAGAUAUUCUUGAUAUGACAAACAAGUAUAUUUGUAUUGCUUUCCAGUAAAAAUAUCUAAACAUCCUUAAAAUGUGGAAAAUUUACAUGAGAAGCAAAACAUUUGAGAAUGUAACUUGAAUAUACAGUAAGUAUUUUGUUUUUACUUUUAAGCAUAAACAAAACAAAUGAAGAACAAAAAUCUGCCAGUGCAACAAGACAAAAUAUACGUAGAUCAAGAUACAUUCUGUGGAAACAACUCUUAAUAUUUUGUUUUAAGGAUGUUUAGAUAAUUUUACUGGAAAACAAGACAAAUAUACUUUUUGCAGCGAGAUUCACCCUAAAAUGCAUUUUUAAGAGAUUAUUUUAAAAACUGAGAUGUUGAUGUGAUUGUUGUCAAAGACAAAAGGAAUGGGACGAAAGAGACAACGCUGGUUUAAUGGAGUUCUAAAAUGAAGUAUUCUGCAGGAGCUAAUUCAUCUAAUCUUGUCAAUCAUUAAGCAAGAGUAUAUAAACAGCUGCUUACCUCACUUCCGUGACAAUUCUUCCAAAAUCCCUCUACCACCCCAUCUCCUGCCUUACUUCUAACUUCAUUUAGUGCAUAAUUAGUCUGGAAAAAUCAAGGAGGGGAUUAUAUGCAAAUGUGAAUAUGCAUAUAACAGCAAUCAUACUUACAUGAAUAUUGUACACUCAAUACAGUAUUCUCACUGAUCUAGAUUGUUUAUUCUGAAAGUAAGGGUCUCUUUUUUCUUUCUUUUUUGUGCUAUUUUAAGUUUUUGUUACUGACACUGCAUAAUAGUGCUUGAAAUAUUUAGUUUAUUUAAUGGAAUGUCUAUUCUUUUUCUCUCAAUGAAAUUAAUAUUCACAGGGGUCAUGAAAUGCUAUUUAUUUAUUAUUGUAUUAUCUUCCUUGAGGUCCACUGAAUGUUAUAAAAGUUGUUUGCAAAAAACAGUCACAAUUUAGUAAUAUAUGAUCAGUUUCCAACCUGUUUUUGUCCCUCUGUCUGAAACGCUUGGUUUUGGCCUAAGUGCCUCCUUAAAACUUCAACGUAAACGCCCACUGUAAUGAUUGGCUAACAUAAUGCAGCCCCUCAAAUUCAGCAAACUCAAUCAGAAGAGAAUCUCGACAUAAAAGAGAGUGGCUUCUUUUCAGAGUUGUAACUUGACAAUGCAUUUUUUUAAAGCGGCGAGAUACAUGACAGCGGUCAAAGAGUCUGUGUAGUUCAUGUUUAUAUGCAAAAUAAAGGUGAUUUAAAAUAAUUCAAAAUAGUCCAGAUGGGUCCCCUUUGGUGUUAUUUUAGGAAUAGUUAGCCACACAAUUCCUGCUCUCUUAACUUGAACUGCGCGCCAAUGGGCGGGGCCAAAGGUAAGAUGACGCAUGUUAUGGGAUGUGUAAAUACAAAUUAGCAAUGUUUCAUAAUGUCACGAACAGACGUUAUGAGUUCUGAAAUUUACAGUAUGUUUUUAUAAUACAGUUAUCUCUUAUGUCUAAAUAUCAAGAAAAUAUUUUACUCUCCAUUUCAUGACCCCUUUAACUUUGGACAGAAUAGUGAAUGUCAGCAAAGAAUUAAUCAUUAUUAUAUACAUAAUACCGUGGUCCCAGAAAGUAUUUGGACACUCAAAAAUGUGCAAGUGAAUGUAUAAAGUCAGUUCCCUCGUUCACACAGGUGUCCUAACAGAGUUACUACAGGUGUAGUGGACAUGUUGGACAACUAUGGACAUGUUCCACUAAUGUUUGACAACCACAGAGUAGUACUUUUGGUCUUCAUGUUUUCCUUGCAAGCAUUUUUAAGUGUAUAUGAAGUGAACAAAUACUUUUGGGGCCACUGCAUGUGCCAAAAAUUUAUUUACCUGUUCUCACACUUUGACAAUAAAAAUGCUAAAAGCAUU